AUGUCUUCUUCAACCAAGAUGAUCACUCUCAAGAGCCACGACAGUGAAACCUUUGAAGUAGAAGAGGCAGUGGCUCUUGAAUCUCAGACGAUCAAGUACAUGAUCGAAGACGGUUGUGCCGAGGAUGUAAUCCCUCUUCCAAACUUGACAGGAAGCAUUUUUGCAAAGGUUGAACAGGCUACGCUUUUCAAACUCAUAUUAGCUGUAAACUAUUUGAAUAUAAAGAGCUUGUUGGAUCUUACCUGCAUGGAAGUGGCGGAGACGAUGAAGGGGAAGACACCAGAGGAAAUUCGAACAAUGUUUAACAUUAAGAAUGACUUUACUCCAGAAGAAGAGGCGGAACUUCGUAGAGAGAAUGAAUGGGCUUUUGAAUGA
Messenger RNA from Vicia faba (fava bean), 375 nucleotides. NCBI's taxonomy places the organism in Eukaryota, Viridiplantae, Streptophyta, Magnoliopsida, Fabales, Fabaceae. The record is from the annotation of a GenBank genome assembly.